This is a messenger RNA of Hemiscyllium ocellatum (epaulette shark), 5795 nucleotides long. It is a transcript of the gene usp36, whose product is annotated as ubiquitin specific peptidase 36. Gene Ontology annotation, molecular function: cysteine-type endopeptidase activity; cysteine-type deubiquitinase activity. The transcript has 21 exons. The coding region runs from base 185 to 3517 and encodes 1110 amino acids. Gene Ontology annotation, cellular component: cytosol; nucleus. The record is from RefSeq and is a predicted model, not a curated record. Gene Ontology annotation, biological process: regulation of apoptotic process; protein deubiquitination. Lineage: Eukaryota; Metazoa; Chordata; Chondrichthyes; Orectolobiformes; Hemiscylliidae.
UACAAAGUAUCCGCCGGCCCAGCCAGGUCCAGGAUCACUGCAGUCUGACUGUUUUGGACUGAAGCGACCGGCGCGAUGGCUAAUCUUCACCCUCCCGGCGUCUCUUCGCGCUGUCAUUGUGUUUGAGGCUAGAGCGGCUUGUGAAGAGCUUGACCGUGACUUUCACACUUGGCUGUUAUGCACCAUGCCGAUAGUAGACAAGUUGAAAGAAGCCCUGAAGCCUGGACGAAAAGAUUCUACUGAUGAAGGUGACCUUAACAAAUUGCUAACAGCUUCAGCAAAGAAGGUUCUUCUUGAGAAAAUCGAAUUUGAGCCUGCCAGCAAGGGCUUUUCCUGUCAACUAGAAACUCUGAAGAGUAAAUAUGUCAUUUUGAAUCCGAAAAACGAAGGUGCAGUUGGCCAGAAAAAUGGUUGUUCCACCCCAACCAAAAAACAAGUCUAUGAAACCAGCAGCAUUUCAAAUGAUGGGAUUCCAGCCCCUCAGAAAUUACUGUUUCCAAUGGAGAAGUUGUCCAUGAAAUGGGUCCGUGUGUGCAGAGUUGGUGCUGGACUCCACAACCUGGGAAAUACAUGUUUCUUGAACUCCACUAUACAGUGCUUGACUUACACACCGCCACUGGCCAAUUACCUCCUCUCAAAAGAGCACAGCAAGACAUGUCCCCAGACUGGAUUUUGUAUGAUCUGCAUCAUGCAGAACCAUUUGAUACAGGCCUUUGCCAACAGUGGAAAUGCUAUCAAACCAUUAUCAUUCAUUCGUGAACUAAAAAAAAUAGCAAGACAUUUUCGCUUCGGGAAUCAAGAGGACGCACACGAGUUUCUGAGGUACACGAUUGAUGCCAUGCAGAAGGCCUGUCUGAGUGGUUGUACCAAGUUAGACCGACAAACACAAGCUACUUCAUUGGUACAUCAAAUUUUCGGAGGAUAUCUUAGAUCUAGGGUUAAAUGUUCCGUGUGCAAGAGUGUAUCGGAUACAUACGACCCUUAUUUGGAUAUUGCACUUGAAAUAAGGCAAGCGCCUAAUAUUGUCAGAGCCCUUGAGCUCUUUGUGAAACCUGAUUUUCUCAGUGGUGAGAAUGCUUACAUGUGUGCAAAGUGUAAGAAGAAAGUUCCAGCUACCAAGCGCUUUUCCAUUCACAGAGCUUCAAAUGUGUUGACUCUUUCCCUGAAACGAUUUGCAAACUUUAGUGGUGGUAAAAUCACAAAGGAUGUUGGUUAUCCUGAAUAUUUGAAUGUACGUCCAUACAUGUCCCAAAGUAAUGGCGAACCAGUCAAUUAUGGAUUGUAUGCAGUCCUGGUGCAUUCUGGAUAUAGUUGUCAUGCUGGACACUACUACUGUUACGUCAAGGCCAGUAAUGGGCAGUGGUAUCAGAUGAAUGACUCAAUGGUUCAUUGUAGCAAUAUCAAGGUGGUACUGAAUCAACAGGCUUAUGUACUUUUCUACUUGAGAAUGCCAAACUCCAAGAGCAGCGUCGAUGAUGCAUCUAAGCAGAACAUGAUGCUGGCCCUUGCCAAAACCAGCAAUGGCACAACCAUACCCAAGAAACCCACAAUGAAUGGAUAUUUGAGUUCACCUCAGAUGACAAAGAAACCGGAGUCUGUGCAAGCCAAGUUGCAAGCUUCUGCAAGUGUUGGUGUGCCAGUCCCAAGAAACAGCACUAACCAGUCACCCAAGCUUCCAGUGAAACCAACAUAUGCACCAACCUUCAUAGAUGAGUCAUUGAAGAAGAUUAAAAAAUCUUUACCUCAGCUGCAACCAAAAUCUUCUCAGGGCCAGUCAGCAAACAGUUCAAGUAGCGGCAGAACAUCAGUAACAGAAAAUGCAAAGGUGACUCCACCAGAAAGCAAGGAAUUACCUACAUCUACCUCAUUCAAGUCGCUGUUAACUGGUGGAUCUGAGCAGAAAGGGAAAGAAGGCAUCCAUAACCAGCAGAAAGAUUUUGGCAGUCCGAAACAUGGUUUCAACGGGAGCAAUGUUGCAAAAAAUGGAUUGAAUAACCAACACUCUGAGCCCGAAGAGUCGGAUUCAGAAUCUCAAACACACAGCUCAGCUAAUGAGAGGACUGAGAGUAGUGCUGAGGAUCAGGGAGUGUCCAAAAUAAAGCCCCAGCUGCUUGCGGAAGAGCAGUCCAGCACAAUGUCACCACCUCCAGCUAAGAGGCUUGCACUGUCAGCCAAAAAGGCCAUCUACAGCUGGAAGGUGACAGAAAAUGAACCAUAUUCUCCAUCACUAUCAUCAGUCCACAAAGCAAAAUUAAUGAAAAAAGGCCACAUUUUUUCUUCUGCAAACAAAACUAGGACUUUCCCAUCUACUCCCAAAGUGCAGAUUUCCAAACACACAGGAUUUAGUUCUCCAUCUAAAAUCUCCAAGAAGUCAUGUAGUUCUAGUUUCUCUCAGUCGCAGUUGCGAUCAUUGGAAGCCAUGGAAGCAGCUUGGCAGCCUGCUCCUCUAAUAAAUGACAGCGCUACCUCAUUGGGAAAUCAUUCUUUAUCUGGUCAAGGUGUUAGUAAAAUGUGCACUUCCAGGACUGAUCUAUCAGAUAAGACACACACCUGCUGCAUUGACCGGUCUGUGGAGCCAAGGGACAGCAGUGAGAGACCUAAGAAGAAACGUAAGCAUUUGAAAAGAGUUGCAGUUUCCUUUGAUUCUGAAUCAUUCAGCCAGACAACAUGUGAUGAUGCUGCCAAGACUGAUGGUAGAGAGAAAAUUAAGAGAAAGAAAAAGCGACAUGAGAAAGCGGAGAAUGAUGGUGUAUGUGACCAGUUACAGGAGGAAUCCAUCAAGGGCAACGUAUCACCUGAAGGGUUGAUCCCAAAGAAACUGAAGAAAAAAAGGAAGAAGCAUAAAAAAUACACAGAAGUGUUUGAAGUAAACGACUCUACUGAAUCUGCUGUGGAAAAUUGCUCAGGAUGGAAUGAACCAGAAUGUGAAGAACCGGAAAGGCCUAAAGGACUGGAACCGCAAAAGAAAAAUUCGGAGAUUAAAGAGAGCCAAAAAUGCGAGAAAAAACACAGGAAACGAAAGAGAAGCAUGAGUUCAGAUGAUUGUGCAAGUUCAGACCCUCCAGUGGAUCAGACUGUCAGAAAUCAAAAUCGGCAAGUCCCAGUGUUCAUAUGGGACAGCCAGAUAACAGAAGGGUAUAAACGCUCUGAAAAGCAUUCCAGUGAGGAGAGACCUGCACCUGCUGUCACACCCAUUGCAAGCUUAGCCUGGGAUGGGAAGAAGCAAUCCAGUGUCGUUCAAGAGCUUUUAAAACAUUCAAGCAACAAGGCAUAUGGAACUGAAGUGUUGACUUGGGAUGGAGCAGUGUCGGCUGUUAGCCAAGAUGCUGAGUAUGACACAGAACAGGCAGAAGAUGCAGUUGUUGAUGAAUGGGAUGAAGAAUUUGACAGGGGGAAGGUUAAAAAAUUAAAGGGACUUAAAAGAGAGAGGAAAAGAAACUUCAAUGCUUUCCAGAAAAUGCAAAACAGAAGGAAUUUUUGGUCUACUACUCAUUCAGCGAAGUUUUCCAGGUUUUAAAAGGAACACAGAGUUCAGUUAGUUGAACAUGUCCGCAGGCAGAAGGAAUGCUAAGAACUUUUAAGCGAAGCAGACCUACGUUCAGUGUCUUUGUUAUUGGUUUGAACAAUAAGACUGAUGCUGAAGCAAUUUGUGGUGGCCAGCAACCCAUACUAAGAUGUCUGGAGGAGAGGUUCAAUGCUUGCAGUGUGAGACUAAAUCAGCCAUGAACUGAGGAUCUGCAAUCGAGUAUGGAUUACAUUUCUAGAAUUCUUUGAAACUCAUCGCGUCCAAAGCAAAAACUUGAUUCAGAAGUCCAUAGAAAUGCAGUAUGUUAGAUUGUUUCUGGUUUAUGUGACAAAAUGCAAAAUUGCAUUGCCCAUUUGUUAACUUUCUCUUGCCCUUGGAGGAAUGAAAACGGAAGUCCUAAAUUGCACGGUAGCAGCUAGUCAUGAUAUUCAGUUGCAUUACUCCAUGUUGUGUGCAUUUUGGCCAAUUGGUCAUGGAAAAAAUGUCCCAUUUUAUUAUAGAUACAUUCAGAUUCAACUGAUGAUCUUACAUAAGAAGUAACAAGCUAAAUCCCUGCAUUGUGGAAGUUCUGCACUGUUAUCUGCUUCUGUUAACUGGCUAUUUUAUAAGUGUUUCGUUGAAUAUAUAGUUUUAUAUACAGCACAAGAUUCAAGCGUUUCCAUCAUUUAUAUUGAAUUGUGUCAACGUUUACCUAACCCCAUUUAGCUAAAUGUUUCCUCUGUAGCUGCCAUUUUUCCUUUUUGUUUUGCCUUGCAUCUCUUCUGCUGAAUCGUUGAAGUAAAAAAUAUAUUUUCCCUCUUUGGAAAUGGCAUGCAAUGCAAAACAAGCAAUUAAGGAUGAUCAGUCUGCUCUCUUCAAACCCCCGCCCAGGUGUCCCAGUUCACAAUUUAGUUCCUUAUUUGAUUAGUCUGCAGUUUCACUUUAUUUAAUGUAUCAGGUAUUGAAUCUGCUUGACAGUUCGUAAAAUAAGUGCCUAUAAAAUGGAUAUCAUUUGGUUGACCUUUAGAGAACAGUAAGGAAUUAGCUGUGAUUAACAUGCAGCAUUUUGAGUUUACCAAAAUGACACUUGAAAAUGCUUAGCAUUAAUUUCCUUUUGCGCAAUAUUAAGAAAGAAAUAAUCUGUUAGGCGUUAAAACAGUGUUCUCUCUGUUUCCAGGAAACUUGUUAGAAUAAGGUUCUGAAUGUCAAGAUUAGUUGCUUAGAAAAUCAACUUUUCCAGUGCUAGAUUAUUGCUAUUGGGUGUAAUGGACACCUCCAAAUGUUUAGUUCUCAACCUGUGUAUUAGGAUAGUUUCAAUUCCAUUUAAUCAUAAUUCUACAGUGUGUAUAUUCAUUACUGAAGGUACUUGCUACGUUUCCCAGCAGAGUACUCUUAACUGAAACUACGUAGAAUUGGUACUCUGAGUAGAAACCAGACACUGGGAACAGUCAGUACACAUUAAAAUGUAACUGUAUAUGUUGAUCAAUGAUUUAGUGAGAAUGUACAGAACCUGCUGCUUUACAGGGCUUCAAUUUAGGGUUUAGCAUCCCUCUCCUUCAAAUCUUCAGCUCUUUAAACCAAGACUCAUUACCUUUCAUUAAAUAACAAUUUCCUGUAAAAUACCUGUGUUUAGGUGCUUUAGGAUAUUAGAAGAAAGAAAUUAUCAUUAUACUGAUGUGAAAUAUGUUAAUAUUUAAAAAAGUGGAGUUAGAAUUUAACAAUACUUUCCUGUGGAAAAGUGUAUUUUCUAAUGUUUAACUUAUCAAGAGUUUAUGUUUUGUUUGUAAAAAAAAAUGUAUUUUAAGAAGUUACAGAUCGAAGUGCCACCUAAGUUCAUAUCUUGUUUAAACUGUAUUGAAAGGAUUUAAAUUCUGAGCAAGUAAAGGUAAUCUGCUAGUGUUAAUAUUUGAGCAACAUAAUUGAAUUUGGUUCAAUGGAAUGUUACUUAAGUUUCCAGUAUCAACUGAAAUGACUUGUUAAAAUCAAAUUUAUGUGGUUAACUGGUUAGUUUUUUUUUGCAAAGAAGACAUUCAAGGCUACAAAGCUAUUAUUGAACUUUACUGACAUCAGGCUGAACUCAAUUACAAUUCUGAGGCAUAUCAUUUUGGGGGUAAAAGCAAUGUCUGCUAACUUGAAUGUAUUUUGCUUUCUUUGAUUCUGUAACAUAAUUUUGUAUUAAUUUGCAUAGCACUCAAUGGUAAACAUAUGCCUCCAUUGAGCUAAAAUUCCAAGAGAGACAUUUCAUGGUUAAAGCAGAUAUACAUAUUGCUUCAAAUAAAUUUCAGUUAGG